AUGAAUCAUGGCGCUUUUGCAUUGCACAAUGCUGAGGAGUUGCCUCCGUUGAAUCUGUUACUCCACACCCUCGGCGAGGAUCGGUACCAUGGAAUUCCAAGGCAUUUGAUAUCGAUCCUGAUCGAAGUUUACUACCAAAAUGUAUACAAUGCGGCUCUUCUUCUGCACAAAAAGUUAUUUUUGGAAUCUUUCGUAGCAGGAACUGCUCGGUCACACAUAGUUCUUAGUGUAUGCGCCUUUGCAGCAAACUUUUAUCGAGAUGCCAGUGGGGGGGCUACGCUCAAAGAGCACGGUUUCAUGGUAGAAUGGGCCCAGAGAGCGGGAAAACUGGUCUUUCUCGAUGCCCAGGAAAUCCAGGAAGAGAGUAUCGUCACGCACUGCAACUUGUCCCUCUUCUGGCACAGUCAAGGGGAUUGGAGACUCAGUUAUCUGCACAAAGGCAGCGCGUGCAACCUGCUUAAUAUCAUAGGCUUAGGACCUCGGCGUCCACAGGAUCCCUGGACCUGUGAGUUUGAAGCAGCAACAAACAUGGACAACUUGCCAUUACCUUGGCCGGAAGAAGAUUUUGAGAUCGGCGUGUGUCGGAGCCCACAAAUAACUCUCAGCUCUGACCAAAGCAACGGCGGAAUGUACGCCGAGUUGAUCAAGAUCCUCACAAUCUGGUCUACUGCAAUCGCCUUUGUUAAGUCUUCCAAACCAAGCUUCAGUUCAAAGAUUUCAGGCAUUCAUGAUCUCGACCAGAAGCUUUCAGACUGGUGGCGCAAACUGCGCCCCGAAUUCCAGCUCACAGCAUCCAAGAUCGGAACAAUACCACCUGAUGCGCUACCUAAAGUCCUGAUGAUGAACAUUGUCUAUCAUCAAACCUUUUGUGCUCUUCAUGCAUCCAUAGUUCCCCUUUUCUGCUGGGGCCGUGGGCAUGAGGAUUGGCUGGCAGCACGCCAGCUAUCGGCACAAGUUGCUUACGAACAUGCCUGUUCAGCUUCCGCACUUAUAGAUGCCGUCCUCGGGUCUUCUGACCGGUUGAGUGCGAUGCCAAGCUACAUAUCUCAUGCGGCAUAUGCUGGCUGUGCGAUUCAGCUACCCUUCAUGUUCUGUUCAAAUCUAGCAGUGCGAGAAAAAGCAGUGGCGAAUGUCAAAGCCAAUAUCAAAAUGCUACAUACGAUAGCGGGCUACUGGAAAUUCGCCGCUCUACUGAAAAUCUACGUGCGCUGUUUGUACAAUGGCCAUAGAAAGCAUCCUACUAUCCUCGACAACGAACCAAGGUUCGUAGAUCCUCGAAAAUUGACCGGGUUCAAAUUGAACGCACCGCGCGCCCAAGCCUCUAUACUCGAAUUCAACGCAAUCCUACGCUUGAAGGACAGUGAUGGAGUCAGUAAGUCGGGUGAAGAGGUAGAUCUUGGAAUCGAGCAGGGGAACAGUGGAAGCGAAUCUGUGUCCCGCUUACGAAGUCCAGGUCGACACGAAGGUCCAGGCCAGGAAAAAAUCCCUUUGCAGCACGCUGCUCAUGGUCUCUGGUCGCACAACGCCUCUACAAUGCAAUUUCCACCGAGCAAUGAAGAACAAUAUCAAGAGCAUCCACAAAAUAUCUUCUCGGCUUUAACAUCCCAGCUGUCAGAUACAUUCGUCGCUGAAAGCAACCCAUUCGAUAUCGAUAUAUUCCAGCCUAUCCUCGACCCAGAAAUGAUUGAGCUUUUCCCUGGCGGCGAUCUGCCGGACCUCUCGCUAUUUGAGACAAGCCCUUUGAAUCUUGAUUACUUCAACAUUGAGGAGCUGACUGGUGCCACGGCCAGCACUUUUGGGGUAGGUACUGGUGCAGCAAGUAUGGACAGGUCUGAAGAUGUGGCGGCAUCGAACUGGGCAGAUGCUUCGUGA
Molecule: messenger RNA, 1872 nt
Organism: Exophiala aquamarina CBS 119918
Lineage: Eukaryota; Fungi; Ascomycota; Eurotiomycetes; Chaetothyriales; Herpotrichiellaceae
Exons: 7
Coding region: 1-1872 (623 amino acids)
Cellular component (GO): nucleus
Source: RefSeq, a predicted model, not a curated record